AGCGCAUAAUUUUCGCAAUCUAACACAUUUCCCGCCUCUGACUUAAGCGUUACAUCAAGAACCGUUAGUUAAAUAGUGAAGCGAGUUUGUUUUAAAGGAUAUGCAGCAUUAUGGAGCGUAUAUGUCUGUGCUGAAGAAAGUGAGGACCGGUUACUGUGGAGUCGUGUCGAGGGUGUGUAAAUGAUGUGGACUGUUUGGCUCUUCGCUGAACUCUGCAUUAGGUCCUAUGGGAUCCACCUUGGUGUUUUUUGGAUAAACAUCUCAAUGCCCAGCACCCAGGUAAAAAGCUAACACACAACACUUAGUCAACUUGAACAUAACCCUACCGCUUGGUCAACAUUUUCUUCAAUGCCACCAUGCCAAUUAUCAGCAACGCGAACCAUGACUUCAGCAAGCUCUCGGUCAGUGACGACAGCAGCUUGGACCACAUCUUUACAGAGAUCCCGGAAACAGAAACUAUCAAAGGUGUGUACUAUCAACGCGCCCAGUUCAUUCGCCGACCAGAAGAUCUGCUUUCGAUGGACCAUGGCCUGCAGGCCCUUAUCAACGUGGGGGGAAACCGUUACACCUUCCCCUGGAGCACCCUGGAGCAGUUUCCUUUGACACGCUUAGGACGUCUGAGACCCUGCAGCAGCCCUGAGGAAAUCGCCCGAGUUUGUGACGAUUAUGACGAGGCACAUCGCGAGUUCUUCUUCGACCGUAGCCCCAGUGCAUUCCGCAUUAUUCUUAACUUCCUAGCGGCGGGAAAACUGCGUAUGUUACGGGAGAUGUGUGUGCUUUCGCUGCACGAUGAGCUGAACUAUUGGGGCGUGGAGAUGGCGUACAUGGAGCGUUGCUGCAAGCGCAAGAUGUACACGCGUAUCGAGGAAGUCGCGGAGCUGGAGCGGCGGGAGGAGGAGCGACGUCGGCACAGUAUGCAGCUGUGCCCUCCUGUCGAGGAGACACGUUGUUGCAAGUUCAUGAAUGGUUUGAGGGACAUGGUGGAGAACCCUCAGUCGGGCUUGCCAGGAAAGAUGUUCGCCUGCUUGUCUGUGUUGAUGGUGGUGGUGACAGUGGUCAGUUUGUGCAUCAGCACCAUGCCGGACCUUCGAGAGGAGGAGAAUAGGGGUGAGUGCUCCCAAAAGUGCCAUUACAUGUUCGUGGUUGAGACCGUAUGUGUGGCCUGGUUCUCCCUGGAGUUUCUGAUACGUUUCGUGCAGGCUCGCAGCAAGCUGGAGUUUAUCCGCGGACCUCUGAACAUCAUUGAUGCCAUGGCCAUCCUUCCCUACUACGUAUCCCUAGUUAUGGUCGAGGAGAACCCCAACAAUGAAUAUGAGCGACCCACAGGAGGUAAGGGCUAUUUGGACAAGCUGGGGUUGGUAUUGCGUAUCCUACGUGCCCUUCGGAUCCUGUAUGUGAUGCGGCUGGCCCGCCACUCUCUGGGAUUGCAGACGUUGGGGCUGACAGUUCGGCGGAGCACGAGAGAGUUCGGUCUGCUGCUUCUUUUCCUUUGUGUAGCUGUAACACUCUUCUCACCAUUGGUGCACCUGGCAGAGAGCGAGCUUACCGGGACGCAGGACUUCAGUAGCAUUCCCGCUUCCUACUGGUGGGCAAUAAUUUCCAUGACAACUGUGGGUUAUGGGGACAUGGUGCCAAGAAGCAUACCUGGUCAGGUCGUGGCACUCAGCAGCAUUCUGAGUGGGAUUCUUAUCAUGGCUUUCCCGGCAACUUCCAUCUUUCACAUGUUUUCUCGCUCCUACCAGGAGCUGAAACAGGAACACGAUAGGCUCUUAAAGGAGGAAUGCGCGGCAGCCACCGCAGCUGCUAUCACUGGGUCCGAGGAGGAGCAGGACAAAGGAUGGUUGGACUAUACACCUCCUAGACUAGUUCUUACCCCAGACACAGAGACGCCAGGCUCUAUCGAAGACCUCUCUCUACUGGGGAAUGUUGGAGAGACUUCCGGGAAUACCAAACACCCCUUACCAACUGGCGCCUUUUAACUUAUGCAGACAGUGUACUCAUCCCUUGACUGAACUGCAUCAAACCUGUUCUUCCUUGCCCUCAGACUGAACCCUA
Messenger RNA from Xyrauchen texanus (razorback sucker), 2055 nucleotides. Its product is annotated as potassium voltage-gated channel subfamily G member 4-like. Bases 357 to 1979 code for a protein of 540 amino acids. Gene Ontology annotation, biological process: potassium ion transmembrane transport; protein homooligomerization. The record is from RefSeq and is a predicted model, not a curated record. NCBI's taxonomy places the organism in Eukaryota, Metazoa, Chordata, Actinopteri, Cypriniformes, Catostomidae. Gene Ontology annotation, cellular component: membrane; voltage-gated potassium channel complex. The transcript has 3 exons. Gene Ontology annotation, molecular function: protein binding; delayed rectifier potassium channel activity.